UCAGGAGAGAAAGGAGAAUCUAGGAUUCAAGGCGGAGUGGAGUGGGAGCUGCGGAGGGAACCCGUCGCACGCCCCCGUCAUCCUUUCCCACUUUUCGACCUCCACCACAUCCAUCUGCGACACCAUCACCUCUAUAUCGCAUCAUGUCGUCGCCUCUUCCUCCUCCACCCCCGCCGCAAUGGGUAGUCGCGCUGAACUCCCCCAUGCCACGUCCCACCAAAGCUGCCACUAGCAUCCAGGAUCCACCAGGCUUCUCCAGCACCCGGGGAGGUAAACAGCAGAAGCAGCAGCAGAAACAACCUACCGAGAAGAAACCCGAAGAGACCGAUGCCCUGAAGCUCAAGAAGGCGUGGGAGAUCGCCAUCGCCCCAUCCAAGCAGAUCCCCAUGAAUGCGAUCAUGAUGUACAUGUCCGGAAACAGCCUUCAGAUUUUCAGCAUUAUGAUGGUCUUCAUGCUGUUCAAGGGCCCUAUCCAGGGUCUGAUCAACACCAAUGUCAUGUUCGCCAAGUUCGAUACUCCAACAACUCACGGACGCCUGUACGGGGUGAAGGCGGUUUAUGUUCUUAUGCAGUUGGGUCUACUGGCAUUGGGAAUCUGGAAAGUCAAUGCGAUGGGACUCUUGCCGACAACGAGAUCGGAUUGGCUUGCAUGGGAAUCGGAACGGCAACCUUUGGAGCAGGCUUAUUUUGCUUUUAGGUGAUACUCGCAUUUUUAUAGAGCGCUUGCAGGAUAUGGCAAAUUGGCAU
Molecule: messenger RNA, 747 nt
Organism: Penicillium pulvis
Lineage: Eukaryota; Fungi; Ascomycota; Eurotiomycetes; Eurotiales; Aspergillaceae
Product: ER membrane protein complex subunit 4
Exons: 3
Coding region: 144-701 (185 amino acids)
Biological process (GO): protein folding in endoplasmic reticulum
Cellular component (GO): EMC complex
Source: RefSeq, a predicted model, not a curated record